GCCUAUCUGUAACCAUGACUACUGGACGAAGCUAGACAACUUUUCCGCAGUUUCAGAGAGGGCUUGGAUGAAGGCACCGCCAACCGAGGGUAGAGGACCUACAGGCGAAAAGAAGUGCAGACGUCCUAAAAUAAGAAAAUCAUGACCACAAAAUCCCCGGGCACGAGCCCUCAAAGAUGCUUGGCUACCAACAAUGCAAAACGUGUGCCACUGACACAGAAAAAGGCCACUGUACCCAGCUGUCCAGUACCAAGCAGGGUACCAACAAAGAGACUCACCUCUCUGCUACCAAGGUCUACUAGACAUGCUGCCAGGCCAGCUGGCUGCACCCAGAACCACAUAGAGCAACUGCCACCUGAGAUCCUAAUGAAGAUCCUGUGGAACCUGGAUGCCUCUUCUCUCUACUGCAUUGGCUAUGUCAACAAGCUAUUAUAUAAGCUGGCCAAAAACAAUGCAAUGUGGCGUAAAAUCUAUUCUGCAAAAUAUGGGGAGAGUAAGAAAUUGAAGGCCAAGCACAUGGACGAGGUUGUGGAGAAGCUGAGUGUGAUGAAAGUUCAGGAGAGACCAGGGGGCUACUGGAGAAGGCUGUACUUUAGGACCGUAGCUGGCUACAACCACACCAAAUGGUUGAAGGAGCUGAGAACCAUCAAUCCCUUCACAGGUCUUCCCAGCCACACAGAGAGAGUCCUCAGAGAGCAGCGUGUGGCCUGGGAGAUCACAGUGUGUGACAGGUCGGUCAGUGAGGGGACUUUUGAACAGAGCCACACCUACUACAGUGACACGUCAGUGACAUUGUGCUGGACCAACGGUUCAUGGCCCGCCUUCCACCAACUCUCUACCAUACAGCUUCACGGUGUCAAGAGAGUUCCUCUCAAAUGCCCGAGCGCCAUCAAGCCAGGCUGGAGGUCUCUGAUGGCUCAGUUGGAUAUUGACACCAUCUCUAAGAGCAGCCAGGUGAUUGGUGGAGAUAGACUGGUCAAGUUGGUGCUGCUGUCGCCAGGCAUCGUCAUCGGCAUCUGGAGGGGCCAGUCGUCCAUAGCCUUUGUGAUGGCCACCUUCCACUACCACAGGCUGUUGGAAAGGAGUCUCCUGGGCUCGUCUGUUUGCCCCUACACCAUUCCAGAGAACAGGCCUCUUUUUGAUGACGUGGACCCAAACUACGGUCUCCAUGGUUACACGCUACACAUUAACCUCCACAACACUGUGACGGAGAUCAUGUCUGGCCACUUCCCUCAGCUCUUCUGCCGGAAAGGUCAGAUCAAUGAAGGUUUCAUCCAGCUGAAUGCCGUCAUCAGGAGUAACCAGUCUCGGCAGACCCCUCUCUCUGCCAGGGUCAGCCUGCCCUGGAGGUCUGAUACUCUGGAGGGGACUGUGAAGAACUGCUGCAUGAUGAGCCUGACUCUGCUGGAUGAGUCCCAGAUACCCUUCUGGUGUGUCAGCACGCCUGUCUCCAUGGUGCUGGCCAAUGAGGAGCCUUUUUCCUAUGACUACCAGGGCCAGCACUUCCUGAUCAAGUACAAGGAUGCAGAGGGAAAGGUACAGAUGGACGUGGUGCUGCUGGAGGAACAGAGACAGUUCUUCCUUAUUAAUCUGGUUAUCUACAUCAGCACAGUCAAAGUCAACCAGCACUUUGGGAGAGCCUACUAAGGCGACUGUUUAGGGGAUACUGUAAGUUUGUACUAUAUGAUCUCUGCCUAUUUUUUUUUAAGGUACAUAUCCCUAUCCCUAGAGCUGUUGUGGUGACCAUAUUACCGCCACACCGGCGGACACGAGUCAUGAAGCCAGUCAAAUUCUACGUGACCGUUUAGUCACGGUAAUUAGGCUUCUCCAAGCUCUGAUUCUGCUGCUGGUCAUUAGUAGCCUACCAAACUUGCUAACUGCCUGGUACUCAGCACUCAUUGUCUCUCUAAUCACUCUGAC
Oncorhynchus gorbuscha (pink salmon) is the source of this 1920-nucleotide messenger RNA. It is a transcript of the gene fbxo15, whose product is annotated as F-box protein 15. Gene Ontology annotation, molecular function: protein binding. NCBI's taxonomy places the organism in Eukaryota, Metazoa, Chordata, Actinopteri, Salmoniformes, Salmonidae. The transcript has 12 exons. The coding region runs from base 142 to 1647 and encodes 501 amino acids. The record is from RefSeq and is a predicted model, not a curated record.